Molecule: messenger RNA, 3051 nt
Organism: Myripristis murdjan (pinecone soldierfish)
Lineage: Eukaryota; Metazoa; Chordata; Actinopteri; Holocentriformes; Holocentridae
Gene: zbtb25
Product: zinc finger and BTB domain containing 25
Exons: 2
Coding region: 1-1395 (464 amino acids)
Biological process (GO): regulation of transcription by RNA polymerase II
Cellular component (GO): nucleus
Molecular function (GO): protein binding; DNA-binding transcription factor activity, RNA polymerase II-specific
Source: RefSeq, a predicted model, not a curated record
AUGGACGUGUCGGCUCACAGCCUGUUCCUCCUGCAGCAGCUCAACGUGCAGCGGGAGUUUGGCUUCCUGUGCGACUGCACCGUGGCCAUCGGCAACGUCUACUUCAAGGCUCACCGCGCCGUGCUCGCCGCCUUCUCCAACUACUUCAAGAUGAUCUUCAUCCACCAGUCCAGUGAGUGUAUUAAGAUCCAGCCCACAGACAUCCAGCCAGAUGUCUUCAGCUACCUGCUGCACAUCAUGUACACCGGCAUGUGUCCCAAGCAGCCGGUGGACCAGGGCCGCCUGCAGGAGGGCAUCAAGUUCCUCCACGCCUACCAGCUCUGCCGCAAGCCCGGCGAGGCCGCCGUCGACGUGGCCGCCGACGUGGUCCGCAUGUCCAACCUGUAUGGCAUCCAGAUCUCCUCCCAGCUGGCCAACAAGGAAGGGCCCGGCGUCCCCAAGAGCACCGCGGUGUCCCGGGGAGCGCCGGAGGACGGGCGCUCGUCCAGCCGCGUGGGCCGCUCCCACGCUCAGCUGUCCCUGGCCGUAGGGCUGGAGGGCGUCCCGUCCGAGCGCCAGGCGUCGGCGCUCCGCAACGUCUCCUCUGUGGCGUCUGGAGACGACUCGGACAUUUCCGCCCGCAUCAAGCAGGAGCGAGUGGAGGAGGACGAAGGGGAGGACGGGGAGGGAGAGGAGGGCCAGGGGGUCGGCUCGCCGUCGCCGGCCCAGGGCAGCAGCCCCUGCCAAGGCCUCCUGUUCAAGGACAGCCCGCUAGCGCUGCUGUGCCCCCGCUGCGGCGAGCGCUGCUCGUCCCCCGAGGGGCUGCGGGAGCACCUGUUCAGCCACGCCCUCGACCCCGGGAGGCUGAUGGAGGGGCUGUCGCAGGCCGGCGAGCUGGAUGCCGGCGUGGAGGAGGGCCAGCGAGGGUCUCAGGAGCAGCUGGACGCAGGAUGUCUGGAGGAGGCGCUCAGACAGAGCCAGGCGCUCGCCAACCAGCUGGCCGCCGAGCUGAGGAGGAGCAGAGGAGGAGGAGGUGGCGGAGGAGGAGGAGGAGGUACGAGCCCGACCACCGCUGUCCUGCACUCACGGAAACGUAAGAUCGCCUGCGCCGUCUGCAGCCUGCGCUUCUCCCAUAAGAGCCAGCUGCAGGAACACAUGUACACCCACACGGGCAAGCCGUCGCGAUAUCACCGCUACAACCGACUCUGCAGCCAGCUCCUCCACGCCUCCGCACACUUCUGUGAAGGGCCUCCGGAGGGGGGAGGAGGGGGAGGAGCGGGAGGCGUGGGGGCCUCGGCCGGGGCCGCGGCGCUGCUGGAGGAGGCGAACAGGGACACUCAGGACAACGGGAGCUCCUGCUACUCCCUAGACUCAGAGAUCUCCCAGGAGAGCGUGGACGGCGUGCCUGUGGAGUGACCGCUAACCCGCCUUUUACACCAAAAGACACGAACCGCUACAACUGACCGAUUCACUCCAACACAACCUAGUUAGUGUGACCAUGCUGGUGGUUUUGUUUGCUGGUAGGUGAUAAAACACGUUUUCCCAUAAAGUAGUCCCCUGGAAACGAACUCCACGGAAUAUUUUUCAGUGUUGCCAAACUUCGUAUUCGUUUAGAUUUCGUCUCUAGUGUUGUUGCUCACACCUCCCUUUAUUUCUGCCAUCCCUCCUCUCUCUGCUGGUAGCUGAUAUCCUGUGUUGUUGUACCACUGUGUAGAUGUGUGUGUGUGUGUGUGCGUGUGUGUGUGUGUGUGUGUGUGUGUGUGUGUGUUCUUUUUAAAAUCAGUCAUGUGAGAGUUCAUAGUGUAGAGACCUGGUUCUCAGCCUGGACGCUCGAUGAUCUUCUGGUGGGUGCUCUUUGGGUGGAUUUGUGGAAUGUAACAAAAAAGAUUUUUAAUUGAUAAUUUAUUGUCAUGUGUUUAUUCUUGAUGAUGAAUGCCUUUUUUCCUUUUAGAGAACAGGCCUCUGGGUCUAAUUAGAACAUAAAGGAGCAUGCAAGGGGGGGGGGGUUUGCUUGGUGCCAAAAGUCACCGUGCUGCACUUUUCAUGAACGAGGAGCUUUUGAGUUCUGGGGCAUCAGGGGCUGCAGGGGGUUGAGAACCACAGGUGUGGAGAACCACAGGUGUGGAGAACCACAGGUGUGGAGAACCACAGGUGUGGAGCAGAGUCUUCCUUCUGUGAAUGUCUUUUGUCUCGAUGAAACACUUUGUGAUCGCAGCUGAGAAAGGACGAGCUUCUGAGUUACUGACCAUCACCACAUUUUGGAGGAUGGCUAAUGUUUAGUGCCGAUCGAUGGAGAAUCUACAGACAAUCUACAGACAAUCUAUAGACGAUCUAUAGAGAAUCCAUAGACAGUCUAAAGAAAAUCUAUGGAUAAUCACAAUCUGUGUCUAGACAAUCUAUAGACAAUCUAUGGAGAAUCUUUAGAUAAUCUGUAGACAGUCUGUGGAGCAGUAAAAAGGUCCUCUGUUCCCACCUGGUUUUAACGAGUCCUGAGAAAUCCAAACUCAAGCUGACGGCUCUCAGUUCAGGUGUGCAGCAGCAGCAAUGCAUCCUGGGUGACCGGAUCUCAGGACGCAUGCGGAGGAGGCUUUAGACCGCAUCGCAUUACAGGUGUACAGGUGACCCAGGACGGACUGAAGGCCCGCCCACUCACCUGCCGUCCUCCAGCUUCAGCUGUGGUCCGGCCCGACGCCCCGACACAGAGGAACUCUCCUGUGUGACCCUCAGCAGCUGGACUGUCAGCUGAUGAUCAGAUCAGUGAAGAGCAGCUCGGCUGGAAAGAGCUUGAAUGGACAGCAGCAUUGAGAUCUGAUCACAGGUGUGCAGGUGAGACGCAGGUUAAGGCCAGGUGUGUCGGGACAGACUGACAGCUGUCCGCUGGUGUUCAGGUUUCUCUGGACGGUUGUUAACACCAGGUGGCGGCGGUGUGGCCCGGGUCGCAAAUGUCUGACGUCCUGAUCAGAGUUGGCAAAGCGAAACUGUCCAAGUGGCAAGAAAGCCGGCGCCCCGCCCUCCAGGUGAGCUGGAGCCCCGCCCUCCAGGCGAGCCGGAGCCCCGCCCUCCAGGCGAGCC